This is a messenger RNA of Spinacia oleracea (spinach), 813 nucleotides long. RefSeq names its product proline-rich protein 1. The transcript has 2 exons. Gene Ontology annotation, cellular component: cell periphery. The record is from RefSeq and is a predicted model, not a curated record. Lineage: Eukaryota; Viridiplantae; Streptophyta; Magnoliopsida; Caryophyllales; Amaranthaceae. Bases 70 to 543 code for a protein of 157 amino acids.
AAAGCAAACAAGUUUUGGUAAAGUUUGAAGAUUCAAAAGCAAUAAUACAUUGUUGUAAUGUGAACAACAAUGGCUCGUUCUCAUAUGUUCUUAGCAACUAUUCUUGUUCUUGCAUUUCUGGGUUUUGCUAAUUCUGCUAAAACCAAGAUUAAUUUUAGCCGCGUAAACACGACCAGAACCACACAAGAACCCAUCGUUGCUAUCACGAUUCAAGGCACCAUUUUCUGUGUAAGCUACGACGGAGACGAAUGGAUUCCGAUGAAAGGGGCAUUUGCAAGGGUGUCAUGUUUAAGAUUUUUGGUGGAGUCAACGAAGACAAAUGAAAAUGGCUAUUUCUCAAUAACGUUGCCACCAAAACGUUACAUCGACUGCAAGGUGUUCCUUGAUAGACCUGCCGACGGAGACGACUGUAAUGUCCCGACUAACACCAAUAAAGGCCUCGCCGGCGUCCCUUUUACGAAUCCAACCCACCAGCCGGACAACUCUAUUGUCUACUCUGUUGGACCCUUUGUCUUCAAUCCUUCUUUACUAGAUCCUAUGUGAUCGAUUUUUACCUAUUCAUUUUUGUAAUUUGGUGGUAGAUUGGUAAGAUUUGAAAAGUAAUUGAUCGCGAUUGAAAUUGAAAUUGUUCUUUCGUUGAUCCCUCUUUAUUCAGACAAGAAAUCUAGAAAAUUAAAUUAGUUGUGUGUGUAUUUAGGAUCUUACUUUGAUAAUUCGUGUGUGUAAAUUAAUGUCAAAUGGGGUAAGCACAUUAAUGCUAAUUGGCCGUACAUGUUUUUUUUUGGUUGAUGAUUAUUAUUUUUAAAUUUUUUA